Messenger RNA from Desarmillaria tabescens, 2646 nucleotides. RefSeq lists its product as uncharacterized. Lineage: Eukaryota; Fungi; Basidiomycota; Agaricomycetes; Agaricales; Physalacriaceae. The transcript is spliced from 14 exons. The record is from RefSeq and is a predicted model, not a curated record. Gene Ontology annotation, molecular function: protein binding. Bases 1 to 2646 code for a protein of 881 amino acids.
AUGUCCGCGACAACUGUUGCUUUGAAGGAAACAGCGACUCAAUUGUUCAGAGAAGCAAAAUUUGAUGAAGCGGCCAAAAAAUAUCGGCAAGCCGAAGAAAUAAAUCUUCGUGAUGCUGUAUUUCCCUCCAACCUAAGCGCUGCCUUGUAUGAGCUUGGAGAUUAUUGUGGGAGCUUCGAAGCAAUCUGUCGAGCUGUGCAACAACCGGAUUGUAGUUCUAAUCUACACCAGCGUCUCUCCCCUCGAAUGGCGAAAUGCCAUAUCUAUGGCACUCGGAGUGGUACCAUUUCGAGUGGGAGGAUCAAGAGUGAGAAGCCCGGCGUUUCAGCCGCGGCGCGAUUAAGGCUUGUCGAACUGCCCAAGUCAAAGCCUGAUCCUCACCCUGUCCUCGAGUAUUUCAAGGAUCCUCAACAAGACGAAAACCCGCUCGUUUUGAGCCAACUCGCGCUCUCGAGAAUCUCAAAGUUAGCCUUCUUUUUUGGUGGCUGCGGGGAUGCCCGGCAUGUCUUUGGAACGCUGAUUAGUCUACACAAAUCAUUUACGCAGCUCGGGAAAAACAAGAAGAAACACUUCCGAUCACAUCUAACUUUUCUUGACAUCCAUCCAACAACACUGGCUUGCGAUCUGGUUCUUUUCAUGUUCAUGGAUGAUCUGAUUGCCAGUCGCAAUUCUGAAGAAGAGGAGGCCGAAAUCAAAGCUACCUUAUUCUACACUUAUUUUGGUGUUCUCAUGCCCUCGUACUGUCACCACAGGUUUCAAUGUGUUGUCAAGAGGUUGAUCAACGGGUUACAAGCGACUCCUCCCAUAAUUCCUGCGUGGAUACACGCUGACGCUGGGGCUAUACCAAAAAUCGUACGCUCCUUGACAUUCUGGCAAGACGGACUGUCUGGUAAGACCGUCGACGGUAUGCUGGCCCGCCAUGUUUUCGGCUUGCACACGCAAAAAGUGGAGCCGAACCAGGAUCUCCCUCCCGAGGUCAUGACCAAAUACGGGGCUCGGGAUCUGCGCGAACUGAAGCUUGAGCGAGCGAUUCAUAUCAGGGACGUUAUGACAGAUGAAGAGGUCAUACAAUUGUUUAGAGGAACCUUCGCACAGCCGGCUAUGUGCAAGGACGUUGAAGCGGGGACCGGAUGGGUAUCGCUCAAUGCCCACAGGGAGGAGAAAUGGUAUAACAAGACCUCUGUUUUUAUCCCUCCGGCAAGCUUGUUAAGGCGACACGAUGGUUUCGAGAGAAUUUGGAAGACGAUCAGGGACAAUUCCUCCAAGGACAGCGGCGAUGGCGAUCUCUUUAAAAAGGUCAAGAUGGACAUCAUCUCGUCUUGGAAGCCCAAUCCGUCACUCUUCGACCGCGAUAUUGAUGAGAGUGGCACAGACUAUCCCAAGAUGGACGGCAAUCCUUUUGAGCCGAUUCGCCAUUUUGAAAAGUUCGGUGUGAACAGCAAUCUCUUGACAACGGUGGAUCGUAAUAAUCCUGCCUUUUCGGUUGCGAUGUUCUUCUUCGAUGCUGUGGUGAACACUCUCAAAUAUAUGCGAGGACGCGUUAAGCUUGAGUUUUUACUCGGAGACGUCUCGCAGCAGCUGGCGAAAAUAAACUUCGAUACGGACAGCUCGAGACCAGUUGACUUCCCAAAGACCUUUACUCGCAUGUGGCUGAGCAAUGUUCCAGAUUACACUCACGGUCCGCUGAACAUGGCGCUCUACGUUGUGCCAAACAAUGAAGUCUCCCCACAAGCGACUGUUUCAGCCAAUUGCUUACUCGACAGAGGACUAUGGCCUGAUGAUGAUAGUUAUUGUCAUACAUACACGCUUCUCAUCGCCGAGGAGCUCCCAAAGUUCCUUGGGUGUCGUGUCAUCUCGAUGUCGCCUUACACGAGAAUAGUCCUGGCUUCUCGCACACUCCCAAUACCUCUAAAAGAGCUUGCCUCGCGAAAUGAACUCAUCACUUGGCUUACCCGUAUCCUCCUCUGCAUCAUCCGACCCGGACAUACAAAGCCGACACCAUGCCUCGUCCAUUACCCUAACAACCUUGCCGUAUUUGUCGAUCUCCUGCUGCUACACCUCCACAAAGUAGGCUUCCCGGCUCACUGGUUAGCGUACUUCCUUGGACGUGUCCUGUUGAACAACCUGGCGACUGAUGUCGCACCGUACCUGGGGGCUUUCCCUAUUCCCCCAGAGGAACGUACGCGGCGGGUACCUAUGCGUCGAAUAAACUUGGAUCCUUGGUGUGCGGAAUUGAAGACCAUCUUAGCGGAAGGAUUCGAGGCGUUGCCGUUUCCUGUCUUCCUUUCCUUGCCCUGCGAUAUUGGGAUAUUCGAAGUUAGUGUGCCAACUGAAGUGUAUCCGCGCUCGUCGAGCCCGGAUGUCAUGGCGCUCAUGUUCUACAAUCCCAGGGUGUCUAUGGCGGAAGACCUGUUGUUCAGCAUUGAUGAUAUCCUAGAGAGCAAGAGAAUACCGCCGCUGCAUAUACUUACUGCGGCACUCGCAAUCGAUCUGCGUCGCAACGGGGUCAUCAAGUGGCGAAUGAGCAGAGAGUGUGUUAGUUCGAUGAAGCAGGAAGGAUGGGUAUUCGCGGUUUUUCGUACAGACAUCUACUGUCCUGCUGCCGGUCCCUUUUCCGCUUCGCGGUGGAUGGAGGUCUCGAGCUGA